This is a messenger RNA of Photinus pyralis (common eastern firefly), 2701 nucleotides long. RefSeq lists its product as uncharacterized. The record is from RefSeq and is a predicted model, not a curated record. The coding region runs from base 358 to 2394 and encodes 678 amino acids. The transcript is spliced from 3 exons. Lineage: Eukaryota; Metazoa; Arthropoda; Insecta; Coleoptera; Lampyridae.
UUAGUUACAGGAGAGAGGGCGUCGAGACGGUUAUUUUUGACGGCGCUCGCCUUCUACGGAAAACGUGCUAGUUAGCGUCAUCUCGCGUCCCGGCGCACCUCUCAAAUAUGUAGACUUUUAAGUGAAAUUAAUUUAAUAAAAAUCCCGAGUUAAUAAUGGUGGCAAUUUUCAACAGCGACCUAAUCGUCUAGACGAGAUUAUGAUUCGUUCGACCAGAAAUAAACAGAACUUACGCUUUUGUUUACAAAAAUGACUGUGAUUCUGUAACAUGUAACCGAGAAUCGUAUAGGUACUUAGUGUAAAUAUUACAAUACAUUCUGUGAUAACUUUUUAUCCUUAUGCGAAAAAAAGACUAAAAUGCAAUCAGAGGAAUUAGAUGACAGUAGCGGUAUAUCUAAGGCGCAUUCUCCAACGUUAGAAAUGACAAUCAACGUGACCGGUUCACCCAAACUUGAGCCUCAAUUUUCAUGCGACACGGAUUUCUCUCUAGACAGAAUAAAAUUGGAAUCGUACAUCGAAAAGAUCAUCCCAGAGUCGCCGCCAUGCUCGGACAUCAUUGAGGAGGACCCCACUUACAAGGAUAUGCUUCCUGAUGUCGCAGAGGCCAAUCUCGAACAAGACCCAUUUCAAAAUGUACAAGAACAACAUUCUAACGAAUCAAUCCGUAGUUGGUUGCAAAGGAUAACUCAUAUGCAAAAUGAAAUUCAGAAGAAAAUGGGGUUGGAACACAACGCAGUCCUCGGGCGUUCACCAUCGGAACCUGCAAAUAACAAAGUAAAUGCCCCCGUGCCCAAAGCGAACAAAGUUUUAAAGUACGAGGAUUUACCGUAUAUGGGCGAAAUGACCCUAGACAACUCAAAACCAAGACGAGGUAGAAAACCGAAGAAGGCCGACAUUUGCCACCUAAUCUAUAAAAAUUACGGUACAAUUCUUUCGGGUGCGCCUGAUUCGUCGAAGGAGCCGAGCGAACCCGAACAUCAUAAGAAAAAGCAAAGUUCCGCGCAUCAAAAGGAGACUGCAGCCUCAAAUACUAGUAAAAAUAGUGUACAAAAUAAGAUAAUAAGCAGUUUGCUAGAAAAAAGACUGACACAGGAAACGCGCAGGACCGAGUCCCUCUCAGAGUCACUAAUAGGAAAGCCAACUAAACCCCGCGAUCAGAAUCAAGACGAACCGUUAAACUUAUGCAUACGCGAUUUGAAUCAUCUGAAAAUUAGAUUAUUGCGAAAGAACAACAAAACUUACACUUCUGACGUUGCAGAAAUAAAGUCAGAGCCCCACAGCGACGAUGAGGUCGAAUUCAUCAAUGAAACAUCCUCACUUUCAAGCCCGGACACGAUAAACCCACCACUGGGCGACUACAACCCGAGCACCAUCCCAGCCGACUCCAAAGCGUUAGAAAAUGGAGUUACACCGGCGGGUUACAUCUACUGGCCCAAUGCCGGCGUUUUCAUACAUCCAAUGGCCUUACAGCAACAGCUGCUGUACUAUCAGCGAAUGGCCGCUACGAACAAUUACACAUUGCCGAGCCACAGUCCGAGACCGCCGCCCGAAGGAGCCGCAAAGCCGGCUGCCGAAUUGAGAAAGUUGGCGCCAAAGCUUCGGCCGAAGAAGCAAGAGCACGAAGAGCCAGCACCGUACAGCCCGGAACCGAAAACGAAGAGGACAGCGUCGAAUUCGUCCGAGAAGGCGCCGAUUAAACGGAAGCGAUCGGCCAUCUUCAUUCCCCCAAUUCCGACGGAGAACCAGACAAAUCCCGCUACGGAGGUGAGCAUAUGCAAGUUUAAAUUUACCGGCGGAGCCAAACCGAGCUUGCAAGAGAAGAAAAUGUUGUCGGUCGAUUCGGGCGGUAAUUUUCGCUACUACAGCGGGACGGGCGAUAAAAGUAUGAGGGGUUAUGAGUUCUUCCCCAGGGAGACGUUGCAGCAACAGGUGGAGAGCGCUCACGGAUCGAGUACGGGAGCGUUUCUUCAGGCGAGUGGCGAGAAGAUUUUCCCGCCUCCAAUCGAUUUCGCCGGCAAACAGGGUAAUUCUGAAGUAGCCCUUGCGCCCGAAAUAACCUCUCCUAGUCUAAGUAGCGUGCAGGAUUUAAAUUCGAGGCACAAGAAAAGGAAAUCGAGAAAGUCUCUACAACGAGAGAAAUUGGAGCAGACGUUUAAGGAGAAGGGCUUCUUGAUACAAACGCAACAGUUGGAGUCGGCGGAAGGCGCGACGUAUUGCAAAUUUCGCCAGCUUAGAAAGUUUACUAGGUAUUUGUUCAGGAGUUGGAAGGACUAUCUUCCUGGUAGUGUCAGGGAACUAAACGAAGGCGAGGAGGAAAAUGUACCCGACUUAGAAGAUUUAGCGAGACUUUCCGCGAACGAACUCAGUUCUAGUGAUUUGAACGGACCUUUAUAAUUCAUUUGUUUGAAAGGACCAAUUAACCAAAGAUUUAUAAAGACUAUUUUUAUAGUGAUAUUUAAUUAAUGUAAAGGACAAUUUUAAGCGAAUCUAAUGGUGCUACGACGUGGUAAUUUUUUUAAGUUUAUUUUGUCAUAAAUUCUAGUCUUACGUUCGUAUUUGCGGAGAUGUUUACUAAACGCAUGUAUUUUAUUUCGUCGUAUUUUAAUUCGUUUUAUAAAUGAACAAAACUUUAAUUUAUUUUAUGAAUUGCAAAAAUAACGAGUUCAUUCGUGAUUAUAAACAUGGAAGUAAAGAGAUUUUA